Messenger RNA from Schistosoma spindalis, 914 nucleotides. The record is from the annotation of a GenBank genome assembly. NCBI's taxonomy places the organism in Eukaryota, Metazoa, Platyhelminthes, Trematoda, Strigeidida, Schistosomatidae.
AUGCUACUAAUCGUGCUCGAUACAUCUCCAUCUAAAAGUCUUCCAACUAUCUCCAUGCAACCUGGACAGUUGCGACGCGAGCAGCCUAUACAACCUUCGUCGAUUCAGAAGAUGCUAGAUGAGAACGUCCGACUUAUACAUAGUCUUAUGGCACAUCAAAGAGUUGGAGCCGUUAAAGAAGCAGUGGAAUUAGAACGUGUUUUACAUCGUAAUCUUAUUUAUUUAGCCACAAUUGCUGACCGUACAGCGACCCAGCCUGCAGUUGGACCAACAAAUUGUUCACACCCAAUUCCUUCUGGUUUGACUCAACCUAGUCAAAUUCAAGACUCGGCACCAAAUUAUCCAUUAUCUGUAGUUAACGCAUCAUCGGAUUUAUCUCAGUCGUCUGUUGUUGGACAACCUCAUCAAAUUUCAGUUAGUUCGUCAGUUCAGCAUCCAGUACCUAUGGCAGUCGGUCCUACGACAAUAUCUACUGUUGGAAAUCCUAUUAUGUAUCAGCAGUAUCUUGUUUCCUCUGCUUCUCAUGUUCCAAAUAAUUUACAAGUUACACCACAAAAUCAUAUGGCAAUAGGUGGUUCUGGUCAGUUUCAACAACAUGAACGUGUAGUGCAACAUUCUGAUGGACAAAUCGCAUCUGUCGAAUCGAGUGGUACUGUUUCACCCAAUUCAAUCGCAAUGGUUUCCUCAUAAUUUACAUGUAUUAAAAACAAGUUUAUGUGUUCAUACUGUUCAAUUAUGUUGAUUCGUUUAGACUAACCUAAACCCCGACGUUCAAAAAUGAGUGACCAAUAAUUUUGAAUAUGAUUGGUCAGCUUUCAACAUCUCAUCGUCCAAUCCUUAAUUUUUUUAUGAGCGGACGUUUUUUUUAAAGCUAUGUGACAGUUUUAAUCACCAUUUUUUCUGUUUCUAAAAGC